Molecule: messenger RNA, 615 nt
Organism: Anopheles funestus (African malaria mosquito)
Lineage: Eukaryota; Metazoa; Arthropoda; Insecta; Diptera; Culicidae
Gene: levy
Product: cytochrome c oxidase subunit 6A, mitochondrial
Exons: 2
Coding region: 109-441 (110 amino acids)
Biological process (GO): mitochondrial electron transport, cytochrome c to oxygen
Cellular component (GO): mitochondrial inner membrane
Molecular function (GO): enzyme regulator activity
Source: RefSeq, a predicted model, not a curated record
CUAGCUGUCAAUUGAACAGAAGGCGAGCAAAUUUGCAGUGUUGGUUUGCCGAGAAGCAGUGAGAUUCCAUUCCCGCACGGAGCAGAAAUAAAUUACAAACCUACAAUCAUGUCGCUGGUUUCGCACAUUCUGCGCCGUUCCAUCUCGCAAUCAAUCGCCCGCAAUGCCCAGGUCGGUGGACCAUCUGCCGUGGCCGGCCAUGAAGCCGGUGGCUACAAGGUGUGGAAGAAGCUGUCGUUCUUUGUGGCCAUGCCCGCCGUCGGUCUGUGCAUGCUGAACGCUUACCUGAAGCACCAGGAGGAACACGGCCACCCGCAGCCGGAGUUCGUCAAGUACGAGCACCUGCGCAUCCGCAACAAGCGUUUCCCGUGGGGCGAGGGCAACAAGAGCCUGUUCCACAACCCACACACCAACGCGCUGCCGGACGGUUACGAGCACUAGAGACGAGAUGCGCGACGGAUCACGUACAUCCCCCCUGGCGGCAUCAAACAUCCGGUAGUGAACGCCACAAGGAAAGGAGCGGGAGGGACGUUCCAUCGGGUAUCUGCCGCUUCCAGCCGGCAAAUAGUGUUGUUUAAAUAAAUUCUGCGACCGAGUAUGAUUCAAUAAUGAUAA